This is a messenger RNA of Triticum turgidum subsp. durum (durum wheat), 1038 nucleotides long. NCBI's taxonomy places the organism in Eukaryota, Viridiplantae, Streptophyta, Magnoliopsida, Poales, Poaceae. The record is from the annotation of a GenBank genome assembly.
AUGACGAUUCUCUGCGAAGCCUGCGAUAUUGGUCAACCUGACGCAAGAACUGAGCACGCAACAUAUCUCCCUUUGCUUGCGCCCACCGAUGAGGACGAUGAUGCUAGCAACAAGCAGGCAGCCACUAUUGAUGGCAAAGAGCAGUCGACGUGCCACGCGGCCGCCCGCGACGCCGAGGACGACGACAUCAAGCAGCCGUCGCCGCCGCCGCCUCCUGAGAAAACCUACAGGGAAGGUGACGUGGUCGACUUUUUCAAAGCCCUACGUUUUUGCCGACCCGGGCCCUCGGUGGAGCUACUGGCCGUGUACCCAUACUUCCCCUUCGUCGGCGACAUCAUUGUCGCCGACGAGAACGGCGGCCAAUACGUCUACCACCAGGAAGAAGGCGAACCUCUCCACAACCUCGACCCCGAGGACAAUCUGGUGCUCACGGGGCCAUUCCAGACCAUCUCGGGAUUCGGCAGCGGCGUCAUGAGAAUCAAGAUCCCCGACAGAGAUAGGCCUGGCAUUUACGACACCGCCGAUCUAUGGUUUGGCCCAAGUAACACGGAGGACGACGAGCACGAAGACCGCCUCAUCACGACACGUUAUGGCCGCCACCUCGUCGUGUCAUAUGUCACGAUGAGGGAAGGCCUGGAGGUCAAUGUUCGGGUCAGCAUCCGCCUCUUUGGUGGCGGCGAUGAUGCAUCUCACACCAUGGACGUGUACGGUCAGAUCACCGCGCAUAACCGGAUCUUCGAGGACGACAGUUUGCUCCUCUUCUACUAUGCGGAGGAGGAGAAGGUGCAGCUCACCCCUUCCGCUGGCGGCGAUGGCAGUGUGCACCUGCGGCAGAUGCAGCGGUACAAUGUUACGGUGCCCAUCAAUCCACAGCCAUUUCUUACGAUUAAGGUGAACUUGAAGGUGACAAGUCCGAGCAACGAGAGCGCUACCAUCGCCUUCAAGGGCGAUGUCGAGUUCCCUCUUGACAUGGCCCAACGUGUUCGGGCAAUCCGCACGGAGCACGGCGAGGUUCAAGUCCGUAUCUCGUACAAUUGA